AUGGUGCAGUAUACGCGCAGAGCAGAAGUGCAGCUCUCGCGUGGCGUUUCACAUGUGCCACUUCAGGUGAAGCAGGCACGAUGUGCGCGACUUCCUCAUAGAAGGCAGGCACGAAUAGUGCAGACCGCUACCUUCGAAUUUCCACUCUUUCCUCUCCUCCCACCAAACUCUUCAUUCAUCAUUGCACCCCCGAAUUCGCGAGCAGCAGGCAACGCCAUGGGGUCAAGCAGAGGCGACGCCUCGAUCCAGCAAUUCUUCCUGCCAACACCGAGCACAUCGCCCACCAAGAGGCCGGAGCCAGCUAGCGGAGAUGGCUUCACCGCCGAGGAGGUUCAAGAUGUCCUGGCACCAAAGCUCAGGGAGUGGUAUCCUGAGCAAGAGUACGAAGACUGCGAAAUAAGUGCUUUGGAGCCAGGACCCAGGGCUGUGACAUUUAUGGGUCGUGUCGGCAAUAUCUUUGAUGUCGCCAAUACGCAAAAGACUCCACGCUCAGCCAAAGGCUGCAUCAAGAUUUGCCUGAAGGAUGGCAUGGCUGCGAUCACGGUUCGCAUUUGGUAUGCAUCCCGUGUACCCAGUCUUCGCUUGGGCUCGCUUGUCAGCAUCUGGACAAGUCACAUUAGCAAUGGCGAAAACGGCACGCUCUCAAGCUCAAGCGCACCACUGUUCGCCUCUCUAUUUCCAGAGCGUGAUCGCAACUGUCACAUGAUGAUUCACGAGAAUAGCGAUGUGGGCACAUACAAGACACCUCUAGCAUAUCGCCCAGGCUUGCCAUUGAACGGCCUCAUGACUCUGCAAAACUUCAUCGAUGGCGGCUACGAUGUCGUCGAUGCCAAGGUCUUGGUGGUCGUGAAGAGCAUUGGUGCGAAGAAUAGAAUCCUGCUGACCUCCUCUGGAGUUACCCGCAAGGAUGAGUCAGUCACGGAGAACAUCAAUCUACAGGUCCAGGACGACACAGCCGAGGCCACGCUUGGCUUAUGGGGCACAGCCGCAGCCUCUCCCUUGGGCCUCGAGGCGGGCGUCACCAAGACUGGCUUGGAAGCAGUGAGUGCACGUCGGGGCUGGAAAGCUGGCGAAACAAUCCUCCUUAUCCAGGCACCUGGAUGGAAAAUCGGAAGAACGACAUAUCUAAGCCUCACGGCCGCCUCCAUCGUGGAUGUAAACCCGAGCCUUCCAGACACGGACUGGCUUCGACAUUGGUCAAUACGGCAACGCAGCAGAGAAGCCACCAACCCGGCAUUCCCAGAGGACACCUUCGACCUCGAUGCAGUAACAGCAGGCCCGAUUCGUUGCCUCUUUACACUCGCAGACCUUGACGAUUUCGCCCGUUGCGCACCCAGUGAGACCUUCCAAGGCUACCUGAGUCUGAUGAUCAUGGAAACGAAACUCCUCGGUAUCUGGAAACGUCAUCAGCUCUUGUCGGGCGAGUGCUGCAAUAUCCCUAUCUAUGCUAAUGCCCUGACAUCUGUAUGCAAAGGCUGCGACAAAGAAGUCGGCUUGAGGCUGAAUCCGAAGAUUCUUGGUCAAGUCAUGGACGAGACAGCCGUCAUAGCAUCUGGACGACUGCUGUUCUGUGAUGCCGCUUGGCGAGAGUUACUGGGCAGAGACACUCAGGAUCUACUGAAGCUGGGCGAAGACGAGAUGAAGUACUUGUCCGACAGGUUGCUGUUCUGCCGAAUCACUGUGAUGUUCGGCUGGACAAGCGACGAGACGAAGGCAGGAGGGCGAAUCUGUGUAAUGGGUAUCCGCAGCUGA
Molecule: messenger RNA, 1752 nt
Organism: Fulvia fulva
Lineage: Eukaryota; Fungi; Ascomycota; Dothideomycetes; Mycosphaerellales; Mycosphaerellaceae
Exons: 6
Coding region: 1-1752 (583 amino acids)
Biological process (GO): resolution of meiotic recombination intermediates
Molecular function (GO): single-stranded DNA binding; single-stranded DNA 3'-5' DNA exonuclease activity
Source: RefSeq, a predicted model, not a curated record